Cryptomeria japonica (Japanese cedar) is the source of this 2201-nucleotide messenger RNA. RefSeq lists its product as uncharacterized. The record is from RefSeq and is a predicted model, not a curated record. Lineage: Eukaryota; Viridiplantae; Streptophyta; Pinopsida; Cupressales; Cupressaceae. The transcript is spliced from 4 exons. Bases 314 to 1426 code for a protein of 370 amino acids.
UUGACUUAAUCUCAAAAUCUUUACAAAAUAGCUCAAAGCAAGUUUCAAAGGAUCUUCAAGCUAGAACAAUUUCUAAGAAACAAUUUUUUUUAACGCGGUAGAGUGUUGCGGUCAACUGUACGACUUCUGCUUGCGCUGGCAAGAGAGCUUAUUUAUUUAGUAAUGUAUUUGACCAUGUCAGAGAAGGGGGAAGAAAGAACCAAAUGCAAAUUGCAGAAGCAUAGCCUAUAUAGAUUUGAAAAAUCGUGCGAUCACGCAGAGAGAGUUCCAGACGCAGUUGCAGUUAUGUAUAAUCUUUUCUAUUAUAUCUGAGAUGGGUAGCGAGGGUCAUGGACCGCCCUCUGAUAAGCCAGACUCGGGAUAUGACUUUGCAAUGCUCUUGUUUGCAAUAGCACUGACAAUCCCCUUAAUUGUAGCAAAUGGGGUUAUAAUUAUCCACCGGAAGAGGAAUUAUUUUCGUGCCUUGGGAGGAGUGGGUUUCAUUGUGGCUACCUCCGUUGCCGGGAUUGUAUGGAUUGCUGUGAAUUUCGUAACAAAUUUGCAUUUCACGCGAAGAGGAAUACUGAAUCAGUGUUCCCUGUGGACAUUUUGGCUGCAGCUUCCGCUGGGGUGUUGUCUGUGGAUGUCGCUUAUCUACUUGAGGCUGUAUCGCUUGUAUCUUCUUUCUACUAAACCUGACUGCACUAGCAUCCGCAAGCCUUGGUGGUUUUAUCUUCUACUUCUCUUAUUACCUGCUAUCAUCUUCUCUACCAUUGGAACCAUUUGCAAGGCCAGCAGCCGAAAUUUAGAGCCCAAUCAGAAUUGUCAACUUACUGGAACAUGGAAGUAUGUUACAUAUAUCACGUUACCACCUUUGUACAUAUCUCUAAUAGUCCAGUUACUUUUUCGGCUCCGGAAACAGACUGAUUUCCUAUUGAUGAGUGAACGCCGGCACACUAGUGAAUCUUCAAUGAUGGCUUUCAUGUUUUACCUUCUAGAUGCCAUUGUUUUUGUAUCUGAUAAACAGAGCAAUAUUGCAGGCCGUUGCUUCUUGACAUUCUGUGUAUGCUGGCUUGUAUUCAUGGAUUUCUGGGUCCGUCUGUGGAAGCCAGUAUACCUGUGUCUUUUCAAGGCCGAGUCUGAAAUGAAAAAGUUUGAAGAUGAACUUCGAUGGUGUGGUGCAGGUUUCUUUGACAAAGUAAAUGUUGCUACUGUUCUUCGCUAUACAACUAGGAGCAUUUCCAUUCCCUCUAAUCAGUUGCAUGAUGGUGAUUGGGUCCUAAGAACAAUGGAUCUAUUAUUUUCAGAAACUGCAGAGCGUGAGGAACAAAUUCAGGUGCUUGAACAGCAGAAAUCACGACUUUCUCUCAAGAUGAAGGAACUUGAGGAAUCUUUGUGCAUUUUGGGUCGAUCCUCUACAGAAACUGGAUCACAAAAAUUCAUGUAGUAGCAUCAUGUAGAGGUUGUUGAAGAUCCCUGAAAUUCAGGAAUUGAUGUUGCAGUUUGCCUUUCUGUAUCCACUGCUCUUCAUCUCACAUGAUUUAAAAUUGUUAUUUAUUUGAUCAUUGGAAUUGUCACAAGUUGACACUAACAAGGGAGAUGGCGGAAUGUAUAUAAUUUAACUUAUGCAAGCUAUACCAAUUGAUAUCAUGUUAACCUACAGCAUUAUAUUUGAUGGCCUAUUACAUUUACCAUCUCAGCCUUGAUUUUGUAGGAAUUACAUUUCUGUAACUUACAUCAACACUGAACAUUGUGGCCAAAUUAAAGAUUGAUCGUACAUUGUGUCUUCUAGGAUGGGGAAGGAAAGGUAUAACUUCUCAUUUCUCAAGAAUGAAGAGAAGUUAUUUACAAUGUCCUAAUAAAGCUUCCCUUGUUUAGCUUGUAAUUAUUUUUAGAGUAUCUGUAAAAUUAUCAUAUCAAUGAUUGUAUGCAUGAAGCAUUGCUAGAAUGGCAUUGUCAAAUUAUACAAAAGAUUAAUUACAAAGCAUGAAAGUGACAAUUACGGAAACUAAAGCUGAGAACUGCUGCAGAGUUGCACCUUCUGGAAUUAUGUCACAAAAAUGAUUAAGUGGGAAUGUUCUCAGUUAAAAAAUGUAAGUGCUGUCCCCGUGGCAAAAGAAGAUUAUUUUUCACUUAAUGGAGUUCCAUAUCAGUAACUGACUAUUAUACAUUUUUUCUACAUUAAAUAUCGGCAUUUUAUAAUAAGAAAAAUAUUCAAGUCA